UUUCUUAGUUUCUUCAUAUAAAUAUUGUUGCCGGAAAAGAAGAAAAAAAAAAAACACAAAAGCUGUUUUCCGGCAACCUUUGUUGAUUGUUCAUAUCGAUGUUUGUUUGACAUGUUGUUGCUAGUGGAUUGUUCGAUUAUUGUUGCUAGUGGAUUGUUAAUAUUAUAUAGAUAUUGAUUCAAUUAUAAUAAUGUUUCACUUUACUAUAUGAAAAUGUACAUGUGAAUGAAAUAGUUUAAUUCAUUAUUUGAUUCUCUUUUCUCUUUUCGUGCACAUAACGCUGGGAAAGAAGAGUGCUAUAAUAUUAUUGUAACAAAAAAAAAGUACAAUAAUAAUACUUUCAUUUGCUUAACUUGCAAGUAUUGGUAACUACUUUUUUCCUCUCAAAAUAAAUAUUGAUCCUACAUUUGAAAACUUAUUAAUCUCACAUAAAUGGAUGGAAUUUAUAUGAAUUUCACAUGUCACUAUUUAAAACUUAUGUUUAAAGGUCGACAAACCAGCCUGUUCGAUGCGUUUAGAUCCGUCCCGCAAAAACCCAGAAAAAAUAAGGGUGAAAUAGGGCGGACGAGGGGAGAUUGCACAUUUUUAAUUUAAAAAUUGUAAAAAUUUAUAUUAAUGUCCGCAAAUAGCAUAUAAAUUUGUUGGUAAUUUAUAUAUUUAAAUUUGUUGGAAAUUUAUACAUUUUUUUUGUUAAUUGUUAUUAGUUUGUUUUUUUAUGGUUUGAUUCUAGUUGUUUUGUUUUUGUUAAUUUUGUGUUUUUUUAGUUUGGAACUAAACUUGUGCUUGUAAUAAAAUCCAUGAUUAAUAGGGAUUGAUUAAUAUAAAGUAGUAACAAUUAAAACAACUAAUUAGGCUUUAAAUUUAUGUGCACCUAAACCUAACCUUUUAGGAUUCAAAUUUUUGAAUUAAAAUUUGUUACUGGAGAUGCAGGAAAUUGCAAAUAGCAUUGUGUUAACGAAGCCAUUCACGUUAAAAAGCGAUUCUGAUUCAGAGGAAAAUUACAGUGCUCCUAAUCUUUUACAGCGUAUAUUAAGCCUUCUUAAGAAUGUGCGGCCAGGAGCUGAUCUCACACGUUUCCAGCUACCUCCAUUAUUCAAUUUCCCAAAGUCACAGCUUCAAUGCUAUGGUGAAUCAAUAUACUCCACAUCUUCAGAUUUACUAAACAAAUGCAACACUGGCCUAACUCCAAUUGAAAGACUCAUAUCUGUCAUAACAUGCAGCAUAUCAACCACGCGCCCUCCGAUAUUCGGCCUCGCUCCAUACAAUCCCGUCCUCGGCGAGACUCAUCAUGUUUCCAAGGGAAACCUCAAUGUCCUAGUAGAACACGUUGCACACCAUCCUGCUGUUUCGGCUCUCCAUGCAACCGAUCAGAAGGAAAACAUCGAAAUGAUAUGGUGUCACUAUCCUGUCGCGAAGUUUAAUGGUACUUCGGUGGAGGUUCGCGUGCACGGGAAGAGGAAACUGAAGCUUCUUAAUCAUGGAGAGACGUAUGAGAUGAAUUCUCCGAAUUUGUUUAUAAGGGUUCUUCCGGUUCCGGGAAUUGAUUGGGUUGGGAAUGUGAAUAUCAGGUGUGUGGAAACAGGUCUUGCGGCGGAGUUGUGUUAUAUAAGUCAAUCUUUCUUUGGAUUUGGUGGAAGUAGAAGAGUCAUAAAAGGGAAGAUUAUUGAUUCAUUGAAAUCUAAGAUUCUAUAUAAAGUUAAUGGACAUUGGGAUAGUACUGUAAAAUUAAAGGAUACCAAUAGCGGAGAAGAAAGAGUGAUAUAUGAUGCUAAAGAAGUCAUUUCAAGACUUCAAACUCCCACCGUUAAGGAUGCAGAGAGUGUGUGGCAAACUGAAUCAGCUUUGAUAUGGAGUAAAGUGAGCCAAGCUGUCUUAAACAAAGACUGGGAAAAAGCAAGAGAAUUAAAGAAAUUUGUGGAAGAAAAACAAAGGGAGGAAUUAAGAGAAAGAGAGUCCAAAGGAGAAACUUGGGUUCCUAAGCAUUUCAUUAUGUCUCAAAGCAAAGAAGGGGACUGGGACUGUGUACCUAUUCAAAAGUUGGUCCCACCCUCUCCUAUUGUUACAUUGUAAUAUGUCAUAUAGUGUUUGAAAAACUUAAAAUUUAUGAUAGAAAAUUACGAUGGAACCGAAGCUUAACAUAUCAGUUUUUUCAAAAUCACAGUGAAAAAGAUAAACGUGCGACAAUAAUGGUCCACUGUAUUACCGGUUUACCGAUUCAACUGUACUAUAAUAUUAUUGCAAUAAUAUUAAACUAUCAAAUGGAUGGGUUAUUGUAAAAGUCACCAUUAGUUAGGCCAACCAAUCUCUCUAUAAACUAAAGUAAAGUUGUACCACAUGUUGGUUGGUUGCUUCUUAGAAGGAACAAAUUUUGUCUCUAAGUAUGUGUUUGGCUACCAUACUCUUA
Vicia villosa (hairy vetch) is the source of this 2404-nucleotide messenger RNA. RefSeq names its product oxysterol-binding protein-related protein 4B-like. Gene Ontology annotation, cellular component: membrane; intracellular membrane-bounded organelle; cytosol. Gene Ontology annotation, molecular function: sterol binding. The transcript has 4 exons. The coding region runs from base 925 to 2070 and encodes 381 amino acids. NCBI's taxonomy places the organism in Eukaryota, Viridiplantae, Streptophyta, Magnoliopsida, Fabales, Fabaceae. The record is from RefSeq and is a predicted model, not a curated record.